UUGUAAUGAGAAACCAUCACAUUGAUUGUAAAGAAUGAAGACAUAGGUAAUCUUUCGAAACGGUCCCACCACUUGUGGGAAGAGUAAAUGAGGAACCAAACCAGUAUGAACCCAGGAGGCGAACAUGAUUAUAAAGCCACAGAUGGAACUAGUGAGGGACAACAGGAUCAACCCACACUAAGGCAACAGAAACAACACAGCUGUGACACAUGUCUGAAACAUUUCAGAAAGAUCUCAAGACUGAGAGCUCAUCAAAGCAUUCACACGGGAGAAAAGCCUUAUCUUUGCGCCCAAUGUCAGAAGAGAUUCAGAAAAUCUGCAAAACUGAAGGUUCAUCAGCGUAUCCACACUGGAGAAAAGCCUUAUAUUUGCUCCCAGUGUGAGAAGAGAUUCAGAUAUUCUACAGGAUUGAUUGUUCAUCGACGCAUUCACACAGGAGAAAAACCUCAUCUCUGUACCCAUUGUGACAAGAGAUUCAGAUGUGCUAAAAGAUUGAAGGUUCAUCGACGUAUUCACACCGGAGAAAAGCCUUAUCUUUGUACCCAUUGGANCAGAUGUGCUAGAAGUUUGAAGGUUCAUCGACGUAUCCACACCGGAGAAAAGCCUUAUCUUUGUACCCAUUGUGAGAAGAGAUACAGAUGUGCUAAAAGAUUGAAGGUUCAUCGACGUAUCCACACAGGAGAAAAGCCUUAUCUUUGUGUCCAGUGUGAGAUGAGAUUCAGAGAUUCUUCAAGAUUGAAGGUUCAUCAGCGUAUCCACACAGGUGAAAAACCUUACCUUUGUACCCAUUGUGAGAAGAGAUUCAUAUGUGCUAAAAGAUUGAAGGUUCAUCAGCAUAUCCACACAGGUGAAAAACCUUACCUUUGUGGUCAAUGUGAGAAAAGAUUCAGAAAUUCCGCAAGACUGAGGCGCCAUCGCCGUGUCCACAUGGAAAAAAAUACCUAAUCCACACAAGAGAACAUUUAUCACAAUAAUAUUAACAAGCAUUCAAAAUCAA
Molecule: messenger RNA, 997 nt
Organism: Poecilia reticulata (guppy)
Lineage: Eukaryota; Metazoa; Chordata; Actinopteri; Cyprinodontiformes; Poeciliidae
Source: RefSeq, a predicted model, not a curated record